AGAGCAAAGUAUUUGGAGUGUUUCUGUUGGUGGUCCACCAUUUUACCCGACGAUGGUGCUUUAAAUAUCAUAUCAAAUGGUUCCACCAGAUGUUGAAUCUGGCUGUAUACUCUUACACUAACGUUUCCUUUCCGGAUAUUAGCGUAUUGAACAGAGGGAUUAACCUGCCCGCUUUACCCAAGGCCUAAUGCCUGUAAUGUGAGCUCAGAAAGAAUUGUUCAGCAGGCUGAGAAAACGCCUCGGGAAAGGCACAACACCUCGCUGCUGAGAAAUACCACCAAAAGCCCUUUAUGAGGCAGUGCUGAAGUAUAGUGUAUACCCUACAGCCAGUUUCUAACACGUUAGCAUAUUUGCAUUUUUGAGCUUCACCCAAAUUUCCUUCAUAAACCGUUUAAAAUUGGUUUUGCGCGCGAGCAGGCAGUUUGAGUCAGUUAUAUAACAAUACCAACCGACAUAGUCUUUUAAAUUUAGGCUAGCUAGCUAACAUAAUAUUGUCAUCCACUAGUUGAGCUAACAACAACUUUUACUUUUACUUGAUAAAUGAUAUCCAGUUUAGAUAUCUGUAUUUAGAGCUAAGACGGAAAUGAGUGUAGUUGAGUCAUCCUUCAAUGUUGAAGAUGUCUUCAGGUUUCCGCAGGCUCCUGUCAGGGAGAAAGACCUGAAAAUAGAAGAGUUGUUAAGUAAGCUGAGAAAGUUACAACAAGUCAAGCUAGUUCUUGAAGAGGAGGUGAAGGAGGCCCUUUUACUGACAAGUACUUUGCGCGAUGAAGACGAUGCAUUGACUACUGAGGUCUUAAAGCUACAGGGAAUUUUGAAUGAAAAAGAAGAGACACGCAGAUCUCUUCAGUUCAAAUGUGAGGACCUAGAACAAGAGUCACAGAAGCAGUCUGAACUGAAACAACAGAAAGAGGAACUUGUACAACAGUACAGCUGUCAGAUUCAGGAAACCAAACUGAGACACAGGAAAAUUCGGAUGAAGUUUGAAAAUCAACUGCAGCAGCUGAUUGGACAGCAUAAGAACUUGUGCGCUAUGUUUACUCCAGAGAGACUCCCUACUGAGGUACAAUCUGCUGAAUACACCACAGAACAGUUGCUGAAAGCUGAGAAACAGAAAGUGGAGCAGGUGGCAAAUUUGCAGAAAGAGCUGAGCAAUGCCCAGAGCACAAAUAUGCAUUUGGAUGCUGUGACACAGAUACAUGGUGAAUCUUUUUUACAUGUUUCACAUACUUGAGAGAGUGUUAAUGAUAAGAUAGCCAUACCUCUUCUCAGAAAAAGGCAUAUUAUUUGCUCAGUGAAACUGGAGAGACUGGGCUAACAUUACAGAAAUGUCAAUGUUAUUAGAACACUUUUUUUUUUUUCUCCAUUGUUGUUCACAUGCCAGUGUUGGCAGUUCUGGCUGAGCACAAGUAAAUAAAAAGUA
This is a messenger RNA of Pangasianodon hypophthalmus (striped catfish), 1420 nucleotides long. RefSeq lists its product as uncharacterized. Gene Ontology annotation, biological process: synaptonemal complex assembly. Bases 584 to 1231 code for a protein of 215 amino acids. Gene Ontology annotation, cellular component: synaptonemal complex. NCBI's taxonomy places the organism in Eukaryota, Metazoa, Chordata, Actinopteri, Siluriformes, Pangasiidae. The transcript has 10 exons. The record is from RefSeq and is a predicted model, not a curated record.